Molecule: messenger RNA, 774 nt
Organism: Arabis nemorensis
Lineage: Eukaryota; Viridiplantae; Streptophyta; Magnoliopsida; Brassicales; Brassicaceae
Source: the annotation of a GenBank genome assembly
AUGGCAAAUUUCUAUGAGCAUUAUUACCAGAGCCCUUACGAUUUCAAUCAGGUUAAUAAUAAUCUCUACGAUCAUUAUCAACAAGAAGAGAUUGCUUUUGAUCCAACGAGUUAUUAUAAUAAUUAUUAUAACUGGAAUGGAUCUGAGUAUACUGAUGAGACAAGCUCUGCAUCUGUUGCUUACUCUGUUUCCACCAUGUCUGAGUCCAAACACUUGUUCUAUGAUCCGAAUUAUUACACAACCUAUGAAUCUCCUCCUCAGUUUAGUAUCUAUUGCUCUGUUCAAGGCUUCAACGAGCCUGAAUUCGACGAUUACGAUCCGACGCCGUACGGUGGUGGCUACGAUAUCGUUGCGACUUAUGGUAAACCUCUUCCUCAAUCGGUGGAAACUUGUUACCCUUCUUCAACCUCUGCUCAAGCAAAACCUCCUUCUCCUCCUGAGAUUAUCACUCCUGUUCCUCUUGGAAUUUAUGAUGGUGUGGAAGAUAAAGGAGAAGUGAAAGCUUUGUAUGUUCCUUCUGGUUAUGGUUUAGAAGCAACGGAUCUCUGUGAGGUUAUAUUCGGAGGUUACUUUCCUUGUGUGUUACGUAACAAAAGACGUCAAGAAGAUGAAAAUCGUGCGGCUGAUGUUGUUUCUUGCUGGGAAAGCAACGAUUCCGAUCCGUGGAAGACGACUUCCGAUUACCUUUUCGGAGAUUCGUACCCGUACGGUUACGAGAAUCGAGUCGAAAGAAAUCAGUUCGAGAUCUCAUCUUAUGGUUACCGGAGGUAUUAA